ACUCCUCCCGUCAGCUGAUAAAAGUCGACAACAAGUCAGAAGCUGCUCAGUCAUUGUUGUGUCCGUGAUUCUUAGACUCCGUCGACUGUUACAAUGAAGCUGUUGCUCCUCUUCGUGUUGGCGGCGGUAGCUCUCAGCGCCGACGGACUGGUUCGAAUUCCCUUAAAGAAAUUCCGUUCCAUCAGACGUGAGCUGACAGAUUCGGGAAGAAGCAUUGAGGAGCUUCUGGCCGACACACACUCCCUUAAGUACAACUUUGGCUUCCCCUCCAGCGGUGGACCCACUCCAGAAACCCUGAAGAACUACCUUGACGCCCAGUAUUACGGUGAGAUCGGCCUGGGGACCCCUCCUCAGACCUUCACUGUGGUGUUUGACACGGGCUCCUCCAACCUGUGGGUGCCCUCCGUUCACUGCUCCAUAUUCGACAUCGCCUGCUGGCUUCACCACAAAUAUAACUCCGCCAAGUCCAGCUCGUACGUGAAGAAUGGCACUGACUUCGCCAUCCAGUAUGGGAGUGGCAGUUUGUCGGGCUACCUCAGUCAGGACACAUGCACAAUUGGAGACAUAUCUGUAGAGAAGCAGCUUUUCGGUGAAGCCAUCAAGCAGCCCGGCGUGACCUUUAUCGCAGCCAAGUUUGACGGGAUCCUUGGCAUGGCAUACCCUCGCAUCUCCGUGGACGGGGUGACUCCUGUUUUUGACAACAUCAUGGACCAGAAGAAGGUGCAGAAGAACUUCUUCUCCUUCUACCUGAACAGAAACCCAGACACUGAGCCCGGUGGUGAGCUGCUGCUGGGAGGAACUGACCCCAAAUACUACACCGGGGACUUCAACUACAUCAACAUCACCCGGCAGGCCUACUGGCAGAUCCACAUGGACGGGAUGGCUGUUGGCAGCACUCUGAGCCUGUGUAAGGAAGGCUGUGAGGCCAUCGUGGACACCGGGACGUCUCUGAUCACCGGCCCUGCUGCGGAGGUCAAGGCCCUGCAGAAGGCCAUCGGAGCCAUGCCACUGAUCCAGGGAGAGUACAUGGUGAACUGUGACAAGGUUCCAUCGCUGCCCGUCAUCAGCUUCACGUUGGGAGGGAAGACCUACACUCUGACCGGAGAUCAGUACAUCCUGAAGGUGAGUCAGGCGGGAAAGACCAUGUGUCUGAGCGGCUUCAUGGGCCUGGACAUCCCCCCUCCUGCCGGGCCCCUGUGGAUUCUGGGAGAUGUAUUCAUCGGCCAGUACUACACCGUCUUUGAUCGGGAAAACAACAGAGUGGGCUUUGCCAAGUCCAAGUGAGCAACACGUUCAAGUGCAACACUAAACAUCCAAGUUUUGGAGACAAAAAUCUGAGCUGCACACGUUUUCUGUUGCUUUGCAAUCAAACAGUAUUUAGCAAUAGAUUUUGUGUAGAGCCUGAAUGCACUGAUCGGAACAAUUUGUACAAUUUCCAGCAGAGUGUGUGACACGGGUUGGAGGUUUGGACUGUGUGUGAAGGUGUGUAUGAUCAGGGAUCAGAUGAUUGUAACGGUACUGCCCUUUUUAAAACAUCUAAGUGAUUUUUUUUUUUUUAAUCAGGGAUUUGUUUCAAACAGAACACUUAAUUUGCAAUUUAGGAGGAAACUGUUCCAUUACUACUGACUUUGAGAUGUAUUUUAAUGUGAUUGGCCUGAAUAAAAAGUUUUUAAAAGAA
Messenger RNA from Epinephelus lanceolatus (giant grouper), 1678 nucleotides. RefSeq names its product cathepsin D (gene ctsd). NCBI's taxonomy places the organism in Eukaryota, Metazoa, Chordata, Actinopteri, Perciformes, Serranidae. Gene Ontology annotation, cellular component: lysosome. The record is from RefSeq and is a predicted model, not a curated record. Gene Ontology annotation, biological process: proteolysis. Gene Ontology annotation, molecular function: aspartic-type endopeptidase activity.